Messenger RNA from Amaranthus tricolor (Joseph's coat), 1373 nucleotides. RefSeq lists its product as uncharacterized. NCBI's taxonomy places the organism in Eukaryota, Viridiplantae, Streptophyta, Magnoliopsida, Caryophyllales, Amaranthaceae. The record is from RefSeq and is a predicted model, not a curated record. Gene Ontology annotation, cellular component: nucleosome. The coding region runs from base 195 to 656 and encodes 153 amino acids. The transcript is spliced from 9 exons. Gene Ontology annotation, molecular function: DNA binding; protein heterodimerization activity; structural constituent of chromatin.
CUUAACAUUGAAUAUUCCAAGAAAAUGGAGGGAGUAUGAACAAAUUCUACCAUUUUGGGGUGCAAUUUUAAUUUACAAAAAAAUUUGAAAACAUAUUUCAGUUAUUGUUAAGCGGGAAUUGAAAAUGGAAAUCUGUUUAGUUUACUCUGCUUUGCAAAUCCCAAUUCUAUCCGCCAUCGUUGCUCCUGUAAACCAUGAGAAUCAAACACAUCGCUUCCAAGAAACCAAGGAGUAGAAGUCCUCGUCAUAAGAUUUCCGCAGCAACUCCAUCGACUCCUGCUACACCACAAUCGACUUCUCCAACUCCAAGAAGAAAAUCGAAUGUUACUCCUGCUACUCAAAAGAAGAAGGCCCACCGUUAUAGGCCGGGAACUGUGGCGCUCCGGGAAAUACGAAAAUAUCAGAAAUCUUUUGAGCUGUUGAUUCCUAUUGCGCCCUUUGUUCGACUCGUCAAGGAGAUAACUCAUCAUUUCUCACCUAAUAUUGGUCGUUGGCAGGCUGAAGCCCUGGUUGCCCUUCAACAGGCCUCAGAAGAUUUGAUUGUUAAUCUAUUUGAAGAUGGUAUGCUUUGUGCUAUUCAUGCCAAACGAGUUACACUCAUGAAAAAGGAUUUGGAGCUUGCCCGAAGGAUCGGUGGAAGAGAAAGGGGAUGGUGAUGAUCAUUCUUACUAAUAUUUAUUGAGUAACAAUUGUAUUAGCAUAUGAUUUGAUCAUUCUUAUCAAACAGAAAUCUUUCUGCAUCGAGAAUCAAGUGCUGGUCAUACCCAUAAAGAAUUUCUCAUCACUGCUUGAGACUUGACAGGAGAUGCUUCCACUAAUAGACUGUAUCAUCAAACUUGUAAAGAAAUGUUCAAAUAUUUAGUGGUCUGAAUUUUUACAAUUAUAAGUAUUUAUUAUUAUAAAGCCAUUUCAUAAGAUGCUACUUAUUUUAAGUAGUUUUUAAUUAACAUAGCAUUGCUUUGGAUGAGAUGUUUUGUUUGUCCAGCGUCAUUGAUGAGUUACCAUUUGGUCGAAAAGAUGGAGAAUUGGAUUUUGUUUUAAUUGGAGCAGGUAUUAUAUUUUCUAGAUUUGCAACGAAUAAAGGGCAUGCAUCAGAUGGCGCAAUUGGGAAUGUUUUGAGACCAUGAGUCAUCACAAUUUUUUUAUGGUUGGAUUUGGAUCUAGCUAACACCCUUUAAGGUCCAUGCAGGGCAUUAUUAGUUGACAUGGCUACUAGGUCUCAAGCCAAAACCUGUAAUUCUAGGGUUUCACUCGAAGAUUGAUGCUCCAAGGUCAUGAUAAUUUGACCCAAUUAUUCUCUGUUUUGGCUGUUUUGAAUUGGUUAAGCACGAUUUGGAACUAAAUUGAAGAACGGAAUCUAGCACUCAAGUGAU